AUGGUAGAAAAUAGUCUUUAUCUUGUGGUCGCCAGCAGUAAUGAUUUAGCUCAUACAUAUAUGGCACGCUCAAUCAAAUACAACAAGACUGCGUAUCCUCAUUAUUUGGCUGAUUUGUCUUCUAAAUUUGUGAGAGAAUUAUAUGGACUUGGUGCCCGAAGAAUUGGAGUAUUUAGUGCAGUUCCAGUUGGAUGUUUACCAGCACGCAGAACAGUUCAAGGAAUAAAGCGAAAUUGCUCAGACAAACUAAACAAAAUGGCUCUUCAGUUCAAUGCAAAACUAUCUCCAGCAUUGGAAGCUUUAGGAAAAGAGUCACCGGGAAGUAAAAUUGUCUUUAUUGACGUAUAUGACACUCUUUAUGACAUGAUUGAAAACCCUAAAAACUAUGGUAAGUAUCAAUACACAUGUGUUUUUCUUUUGCACGAUACUUUGUUACCUAGGUAG
Molecule: messenger RNA, 444 nt
Organism: Thlaspi arvense
Lineage: Eukaryota; Viridiplantae; Streptophyta; Magnoliopsida; Brassicales; Brassicaceae
Source: the annotation of a GenBank genome assembly